Molecule: messenger RNA, 973 nt
Organism: Chilo suppressalis (striped riceborer)
Lineage: Eukaryota; Metazoa; Arthropoda; Insecta; Lepidoptera; Crambidae
Source: the annotation of a GenBank genome assembly
AUUUAUUGAAUUAGCAAGUGUUUAGCUGGAUAUUGUUGGAAAAGAAUCUUUGUUGAAGAUGGCAGGGCUAGUCAGAAACUUCGAUGUAAACCGCCAGAUUUUACUCAGUGUAGGCACACUGGAGGUCCAAUAAGACUCCUAUUAGAAAAUGUCCGCAAUCCAAGGUAAUCAGACAGUGUGGCCGGUCAAUGAUGGAUUGAAUACAAAGCAUGAAAAAUGUCUCAACAUCACUGAAGAGAUUUAUAAAAGAAUAAACAUUACAUUUCAAAUUAAAAAACUUGAAACUGCCACUCAAAGUGAUGUUACCGACCAAAGUGACCAAAUUGACAGCAACGAACUGAGCAACGAAACGGACCUGUUUGCCUGCGACAAAAGCAGUAUAUCAAGUAGUACGGAAGCUGAGAAGCAAGUACCUGCUAAGUAUGUCAACAUCAACAAUAAUGAGGAGAAGCCCAGGCCAGCUGUGGUCUCCAAAAAACCAAGAAAACGCUUUCGCAAAAGAGUGAAGAAGAGGCAGAAUAAGAAACAGAGUGACAGCGACGGAUCAAGUGAUGAAGCACUGCCCCUCAGUCGUAUAGUUGAUGUAGACAUUGAUAAAUGCACUGGCGAAGACCACGAGUCACUGGACAAUAUUAUGGGGGUGCCAAACAUACUUAUACUUGCUAAAGAUCUGAAACCAAAAACGAAGUGUGAAAAACAGCCCAUAAAGAAAGAUGAAAUUAAGCAGAAGGAAACACCUGAAGGCAUAGAGCAGAUAGAGAGGGAUUCAGAAACAGCUAGUUGUCUAUUGAAAGAAGCCAAGUUGUCUAUGGAACUGAAGAAUUGCACCAUGUGCAGUUUGUCUUUCCGAGGUGACAGAGGCCUGAGACGCCACAUGGCCAUGUCUCAUAUUGUAUCACUUGAACCUAACGUUAAGCAAGGGAGUGCUAAACAAAUCGAGCCAGCUUAAAAAUGAUGUCCAGGAGAAUGGGAG